Hevea brasiliensis (rubber tree) is the source of this 2881-nucleotide messenger RNA. Its product is annotated as serine/threonine-protein kinase BLUS1. The coding region runs from base 575 to 2638 and encodes 687 amino acids. The record is from RefSeq and is a predicted model, not a curated record. Lineage: Eukaryota; Viridiplantae; Streptophyta; Magnoliopsida; Malpighiales; Euphorbiaceae. Gene Ontology annotation, biological process: protein phosphorylation. Gene Ontology annotation, molecular function: ATP binding; protein serine/threonine kinase activator activity; protein kinase activity. The transcript has 22 exons.
CUCCAAACCUCCAAAUAAUAGUCAAUAAUAAAAGAAAAAAAAAAAAAAAGAGAAGAAGAAGGGGCUGAUUCGAUCUCUUGACCCUCAAGUCGCUGCAGAUGUUUUUGGAUACAGGGCGGAGUUAGAGAGAGAUUGAGCCACAAAUCUUCCUCACAAACGAAAGCUUGCAUCUUUCUUCUGUCAGUCCCAACUACAAAUACUGGUAUCUGCUGAAUCCGACGUCGCUUUUCUUCCUUUUCAGUUUAGCUUAGCAGGGAAUUAGGGCCAAUGUUAAAUGCAAUCUGGUGAAUGUGGAUAAUCCAAUAGGAGGGUAGCUGCUUGUAAUUAUAAAAAUGCAUCUAUUAUAGACUGAAGAACAAAGAAAAGGUUCAUUUGUUUAUGCAAUGGUAAUAUCAUCUUGAUGAUGCCACUGGAUUCAUACAACAUUUCACGCUGAAGAAGGGGGAAAUGCUACCAAAUUGGAAGAAACCCCACAUCGACUUAGUUUCUACCUUCAUCAUAUACAGUUCAUUUAUGUUUUCUGGUACAUCUUGGUGUAAAGGGGGGCGUUAAUGGUGUGCUACAAGAGGAAACCAUGGAGCACAUUUCAGAGAAAAGGUAUCCUGUAAGUGCAAAAGAUUACAAGUUAUUUGAAGAAGUUGGUGAAGGUGUCAGUGCCACUGUUUAUAGGGCUCUCUGUGUUCCACUUAAUGAGAGAGUUGCUAUUAAGGUUCUUGAUCUGGAAAGGUGCAACAAUGACCUGGAUGGCAUUCGGCGAGAGGUACAGACAAUGAGCUUGAUUGAUCAUCCAAAUGUAUUACGAGCACAUUGUUCUUUUACCACUGGUCACAACCUUUGGGUUGUGAUGCCGUAUAUGGCUGGGGGAUCCUGCCUUCAUAUAAUGAAAUAUGCUUAUCCAGAGGGUUUUGAAGAGCCUGUUAUUGCUACCAUGUUGCGUGAGACUCUCAAUGCUCUUGUUUAUCUUCAUAAGCAUGGUCAUAUCCAUAGAGACGUUAAGGCUGGGAACAUCUUAAUUGAUAAUGAUGGUGCAGUUAAAUUAGCAGACUUUGGAGUGUCAGCAUGUAUGUUUGAUACAGGAGAUAGGCAGCGAUCCAGAAAUACCUUUGUUGGAACUCCGUGCUGGAUGGCUCCUGAAGUUAUGCAGCAAUUACAUGGAUAUGACUUUAAAGCAGACAUUUGGUCAUUUGGAAUAACUGCUCUUGAACUUGCUCAUGGCCAUGCUCCUUUCUCCAAGUAUCCACCAAUGAAAGUUUUGCUGAUGACUUUACAAAAUGCACCUCCAGGACUUGACUAUGAAAGAGACAAGAAAUUUUCUAAGUCAUUUAAAGAGAUGGUAGCUGCUUGCUUAGUGAAGGAUCCAAAGAAACGUCCCACCUCAGAAAAGCUUUUGAAACAUCAGUUCUUUAAACAAGCACGGUCAAAUGAAUAUCUUAGACGUACCAUUAUUGAAGGACUUCCUCCUUUAGGAGAGCGUUUUAAGAAGCUGAAGGAAAAAGAGGCUGAUCUUCUUGUUCAGAAUAAGGCUCUGUAUGAAAAUAAGGAGCAAUUAUCACAGCAAGAGUAUAUAAGAGGAAUCAGUGCAUGGAACUUCAACCUUGAGGAUUUGAAAAGUCAGGCUGCUCUUAUUCAGGAUUUUGAUGGCAUACCAAAUGCAGAAGAUCCUGAUGUGAGCAUGAAGCAAGGGGACAGGAACAACAAUGUUGAGCCUACUACAGCUGAGAGCCUGUCCCAUGAAAGGGCUAACCAUUCAACUGCUGCUCCUAGUCAUGAGGAUGGUUUUAGUGAUCUUCAUGAUUUGGAGAGUUCACUUUCUUCAUUUCCUAUUAAACCUCUUCAAGCACUUAAAGGCUGUUUUGAUUUUGGAGAUGAUGAUGUGGAUGGAACUAGUCCAAGUUGGAAAGGUACUGCCCAAACAGAUUCUGAGCAACAGGUUCUUACAAAAUUGUCAGCUAACCAAGAAUGUGAAGCAAAUGAUGGUCAUAAUCCCAGUAGGAGAAGUUCUUUACCACGUAUCGUUGUUAUGGAGCAUAAAAAAUUUUUGAGUGGACCAUUAAUGCCAGAUAAUGCUUUUUCUCCCAAAAAGAUUGUUGGAGAUGAGAACAGGGAUUUUCUACAGCCAAAAUAUCAACCAGAGCGAAACUAUAGUGGUCCAUUGUUAUAUCGACAGAAAAGAGAUGCAAAUAACCUUUCAUCUGCGGAGGAUUUGUCAGAAGGAGCAGUUGUCCAACGUAAGGGACGCUUCAAAGUCACUUCAGCAGAUCUCAGCCCAAAGGGUCCUACAAACUGUUAUUUCAGUCCAGUUUGUGGAGGUUCAACUAGUCUAUCAACAUCAAACCUUACAGUUGCCUCAGUUCUCCCAUCACUGCAUUGCAUUUUGCAGCAGAACGCCAUGCAAAGGGAAGAAAUUCUUAAAUUGAUCAAGUGUGUGGAACAAAGCUCUGGCAAGCAAAUGGAGUCAGCUGAAGCAGCCACAAAUGACCUUUUGCAGAUAUCGCCUACUUCUGCUAGGGAGAGGGAGCUGCAGGCUCAGUUGAUUAAUCUACAACAAAGUAUUGGAAGCCUUGUGGAGGAAUUGCACAGACAGAAGAUGAAAAAUGCUCAGUUAGAAAGACAGUUGAAUGCUUUGGUCUAUAAGUGAAGAAAAUGAAGCUUAUGAUGAUAGUUUCUUCUGUGGGUUGAUAAUUCAUCAGUGACAAAAGAUUGUGACCAUCUGCCAAGCACUUAUGAGGUAUGAAAGCAUCUUAUGAUUUGUAUUUCGAGUGUGUACCAUAUGUGUGAACAAGGCAGACGCCAAAUUUUGAGAUGCCAUUCGUUGAGUCUCACAUCAUGUGUGACAUGUUGUAAUUUAUGACAGCAUUGUAAUUAUAAUAGAGUUUGGCUC